CUCACAUCUGUACGGGUGCCAUUGUCAUUCUGUGUGUGUGUGUGUGCGUGUGUGUGUGUGUGUGUGUGUGUGUGUGUGUGUGUGUGUGUGUGUGUGUGUGUGUGUGUGUGUGUGUGUGUUUGGUGUGUAUGUGUAUGUGUUUGUGUGUGUAUGUGUGUGUUUGGUGUGUGUGUGUGUGUGUGUGUGUGUGUGUGUGUGUGUGUGUGUGUGUGUGUGUGUGUGUGUGUGUGUGUGUGUGUGUGUGUGUGUGUGUGUGUGUGUGUGUGUGUGUGUGUUUGUGCAUUGUGUUUGUUCGUAGGUGGACACGACAGACAACCUGAAACGGAUCUCUCAGAUGAGGCUGGUGCAAUUCCAAUACAAGCCAGAGUUUGCGGCCACUGUGGGCAUAGACACCACUAAGCAGACUGGAGUCAUCGCCCAGGAGGUGCAGAAGAUCUUACCCGAGGCGGUGAAGGAGGCGGGGGAUGUGGUGUGCACCAACGGAGAAACCAUUCCAAAGAUAUUGAUGGUUAAUAAGGAGCGUAUCUUCAUGGAGAACGUGGGGGCGGUGAAGGAGCUGUGCAAGCUGACGGACAACCUGGAGACCCGCAUCGACGAGCUGGAGCGCUGGAGCCGCAAGCUGGCCAAGCUGCGGCGCCUGGACAGCAUGAAGAGCACCGUGAGCGGGGGCACCAUCAGCCAAUCAAGUAGCUACUUUAGCAGGAACGGCAGCGGGCCUCUGAAGAAGAAGCCGGUCAAACCCGGGACCAAGACCCCACCCCCAGAUCCGGGCUGCAUCAGCCAGAAGAUCAUGCAGGGCACCAUCCUGGCUCUGGUCGUGGUCAUGGCCUUCAGUGUUAUUUCCAUGUCCGUGCUGUACGUCCUCACUCUCCACCACAAAGGAGCCGUCAGUGAGAAGGAUGGCCUCCCUUCCCCCUGUGUUUUCUACGUCUCUUGGAUGCCCGUCCUCACUGCCACUGUCACCUUCUGUCCUCCUGUCUGUCCUCUCUGGUCCAGAGCUCCAGUGGGCUCCUCUCGUAGAGGUUCCUUCACAUCCCAGCCCUCCACCGCUUCACCAGAGGCCUGCUGUUCUACCACAGCACUGAACAACCAAUCGUCUACGGUUCUCCCGCUCCGAGGAAACCAGUCCCUGAUAGACGCAGAUGGCCCGCUCCCCACAGCCGGCACCAUGACCAAGAAGGCCAAGUCCAGACCCAUGGACAAGGACGGCCGCAACAAGAACCGCCUCAGCCACACCUCCACACCCCUGUACUUCGCCAAGUCCCGUCGACCGCUCCCUUCUGACCAGGAGGAGACGGGAGCUCCCAACCGGGUCCCGGGGGGGCUGCCGUCACCACGCAGACAGCGGAGCGUACACACACAGGGGGAACGGCUAGCGCCCUCUCUGACUGGCCUGCACAUCCUGGAGACCGGCCAGCAGAUCACGACCCGGAGUUGCCCAACACCAGAGAGCUGCAGCUACACCAUAUCUCUCCACGGGAAGAGGAACUCCUCCAUGUCACAGAUUACUUUGCACAUGACGUCCAACCAAAGCGUGUGGGUUCAGCAGUGUGGGUACGCCAGGGGCCAGCUGUGUCCGGACCACAAUGAGACACGGCUCUACACUGGAAAGAGUGCCUCUACAAGGGGGAUCCUGCACCUGAGGUCAGUACCGGCUCUACCGUCCCAGGAUGUCAUCCAUCACUUCCGUGUCACUCUGUCGAGUGACGUAGGCUGUUCCAGCAAGGAGGAAAACAAAACAACUGCCUUAUACUCAGACUACUAUUUCCUCAUUCAAAGCAGCUGUCAAUAAGACACUGAAGGAUCUGGUCAAGUGCCUUGUAGCAAGCCAAGACUCCACUUAUUCAGCUAGUAGUUAUACUUGGUCCUGUUGGAAUUGUGUAUUUGACACAUUCAAUCUUGAUUUAGCAGGAAAGAGGCUGGUACUGAGACAAGCUAUCUACCACUGUUCAUUUUUAUUGAUGAUUUUUGAAGUGCUGUAGAGAUCACGUUAGAGAACACUGGUUAAUGUUUUUAUUUUGUUUAAAAAUAAAUGUAUUUUGUCACUGAAUAUAUCAUUGUUGGAUUCAGUAAAAAGCCAUUUGAAGAUGACAACUCUUCAUUUCUUUACAGCGAAUUAUUAUUGUUUGAAAAGUAUAACGUCAAAAUUAACAAAAAUAACUGUGCAACUCAUUUUUGUAUCACUGUUUAGCAAUGUACAGCUUACAGUUCAAAAAGCAAGAGUGGACCAGACAUAACGAUGCUAGGUCUAUUUUAGUACUCUACUUUUCUACUAUUCUGUAUGUAUUAAACAAAUGUGACUUAUGCCUUAAAACAUGAAACAUCCUUAGUUAUAGUUUUAUACACUGGAGCAAAGAUCAUUCGAUUCUGUACAUUCAUGAAUAAAUAAUGGCCCAUUCACAUUUUAAAUAUACCUCAAAAGUUCACACUGGCAUGUUAAAGGUCUACAUAUUAUGGAAAGAGUUGGAGGCCACAGCUAUUACUGGAUAUGUAUUUCUAUAAAACAUACAUUGAAUAUGCAGAGAGAAAAUCACGGCUAAGAUUCUGUGGGGAAGAGAAUGGUUUGCUCUCAAACGAUAAAAAACUUUCUAAAUCUUUCCAUGUUUAUUAAACAGACCAUACCAUUCCUCCCUGAAGUUAUUUUCGCUGUGCCCUGAUGCUUGCUCACUUCAUUCAGGGAUGACAUGUAUUAAGCAUUUCUGGAAAUCAAAUAACUGGAAAAGCGCAUAAGAGUUGAAACACUGAAUGUUGCAUCAUCUUCUACGAAGAAAAGUGUUGUCUAGCAAUGGACAUUUCUCAAAGACACUGGAAUGGCCUAUACUGUAUUGGUUAACUGGAUAUAAUGCAACGAUUGCAACUGGCAUAUCAACAGAGGAGCAUGUUCUAUAAAUUAGUUUCCUGCUCGCUCUUUUCCAUACAUCUUAGCAGAUGUAGCACAAACCAUGUGUUAACUAUGGGUAUUACAUGUGUUAGCCUGUCACCAAACUGAUAUAUUCUUGCUCUGCUCUAUACAUGCUCUGGAUGUUUCAAACUAUUAAUUUGUACCUAAGUUUUACACACACAAAAACAUGCA
Messenger RNA from Gadus macrocephalus (Pacific cod), 3073 nucleotides. It is a transcript of the gene myrf, whose product is annotated as myelin regulatory factor. Gene Ontology annotation, cellular component: endoplasmic reticulum membrane; nucleus. The record is from RefSeq and is a predicted model, not a curated record. Gene Ontology annotation, molecular function: DNA-binding transcription factor activity; sequence-specific DNA binding. Gene Ontology annotation, biological process: positive regulation of DNA-templated transcription; central nervous system myelin maintenance; protein autoprocessing. The transcript is spliced from 15 exons. Bases 335 to 1792 code for a protein of 485 amino acids. Lineage: Eukaryota; Metazoa; Chordata; Actinopteri; Gadiformes; Gadidae.